Molecule: messenger RNA, 5325 nt
Organism: Oryzias melastigma (Indian medaka)
Lineage: Eukaryota; Metazoa; Chordata; Actinopteri; Beloniformes; Adrianichthyidae
Product: adenylate cyclase type 4
Exons: 26
Coding region: 579-4409 (1276 amino acids)
Biological process (GO): cAMP biosynthetic process; intracellular signal transduction; adenylate cyclase-inhibiting G protein-coupled receptor signaling pathway
Molecular function (GO): adenylate cyclase activity
Source: RefSeq, a predicted model, not a curated record
AUAGCACAGGUAAAGGUCUCUUGUUUUCAUUUGUUAGAUAUGCCGCGCUAACGCGCACACGCGCACACACCUACAGCUCGCGCGCAUCUGCCUCUUUCCUCGCGCGCGGGGCUUUACACUUCCUCCGCCCGGAUAAAGUGUCUCGCGGCUGUUUUGAAGGGAUAAGUUCAGCUCUGUCCUGUCAGGUUCGGUCCGGUUCGAAGUUUUCCCGCCUCCUGUGAAGUCUAUGUUCGGCUGGAGUUCCGCAGUGACGGUGAGGAGGAGGAGGAGGUCCAGCUGACAGGUGGACGGUGAUGAAGACUCAGAUUCCAUCCUGGGCGUGCUCCUCUUCAUCCUCUGGACAGGACUUGGUGAGCUCCUCAUCGUUGUGGUCUGCUCUGCAGAAAAGGAAAGGAAGUUUUCCCGUUUGGCCGCGUGGAGGGUUUUGGUGUGGUACACAGAUGCAGGUUCACGGCCUCCCGGUCACCCGGAUGCUAGCGGCUCCUGACGGUGCAGGGCGAGCUGUGAGCUUCUUCUUACUUAUCAUGUAAACGAGCUGAAGGACGGUUGGAGACCGUGACCACGCGGGAGACAGAACCAUGCCAGAUGAGUCCCAGAACUUUCGGGACAACUGCUCGCCUCUACAAGGAGCUCCUCAAGUGUGCCUGUCACCUGAUAUUGUUGUCGUCUCUGGUGAUGGGAGGGGGGAAUCUGAUUCGCCGGGGCUGGACGGACUCAAUCGGACAGAAGCGGAUGUGAAUGGGUUCGACAUUUCAAAGAGAGGUGGCAAAUUAAAGCUUCCAACUGAUGCCACUUCAGGACAUCCUGUGGAGGUCGGGGUGGUAAAGAGCACCCACGCCUCUGAACCUCUCAAAACCAGCCGUCUGCUGAAGGGGGACGGAGUAGCAAAGCAGGGUGACCAUCCACCCGCCGACGGGACCCCGGCGCUGCAGACUAGCAGCGACUCGGACUAUAGCAGCCUCAAGUCCAGCCCGGGAUACGUGAACACCAACUUCAACAUGGAUUUCUGCGAUGAGGAGCCGCUGCAGCUGGACAGGACCGCGCCGGAGAACCACAUCUCCUCGAGGAACAUGUCCCAGUCCAGUCUGGACUUGGGGCUCAAAGACCGCGGCCACGUCCCGGAUGAGGACAAACUCGGGAAAAGUCGCCCCAGCAGAAGCUGGCUCCCCCCUUUAAGCCAAACUCGGGGCAGCAUAGACGGAUACUUAUUCGAUCUGGAUGAAGACGGGCAGAGCUCGCGGUCCAGGCGGAGCGUGAAGGAGGGGGUGUGUUGCUGCUUCCAGGCCACGCACAGGGGCUUCCUUCGCUGCAUGGAGGAGACGCCGUCCAUGCUGUCCGGGCUGCUCCUGGCCCUGGUCUUCUGCGUGGUCAUCAUUGUGGUCAUUCCUGCCACAGGCCGGUUCUCUCCUCAGAACAUGGAGGAUCACGUGGGCGCUCUGGCCGUCGUCUGCGUGGUUCUGUGUCUGGGUGUGGUCCUGCUCGUCUCCCUGCCCUGGCUGGCAGCGCUGAGGCGAUGCAAGGGAGCACUGGCCCUGAUGGUCUGGGGAUCCCUGUACGUCACUGCCAUAGUCUUCACCUUCACAGGAGGCACUGUGACGCCGUGGGAGCAGGUGGCGUUUUUCCUCUUCCUCUCUCUGAGCGUCUACACUGUGUUACCCCUCUCGCUUGCGUGGGCGCUCAUGUUUGGGAUCGGGACCAGUCUUUCCCACAUCAUCAUAAUCAGCGUAUAUGUGCCCGUUACCAGUCCGGACACGCCUAACAUGGCUGUACAGCUGGUGGCCAAUGCCGUGCUGUUCCUGUGCGUGAACUGCGUGGGCUUCUACCACCUGUGGACCAUCGAGCACAACCUGAGGAUCUCCAACCUGAAGAGGGAGGAGUUCAGCCAAAUUCGCUCGAAGAAGGACGUCAGGAAGCAGCAGCAGGAGCAACUCCUCCUGUCGGUGCUGCCGCGCUACAUCGCCGUGGAGCUGAAGAGCGAAGUGAUAAAGAAGCUGGGCAAGCGCAAGUGCGAUAAGGAGGCCGCCGCCUCCACCAUUACCAACUUCCAAAAAAUGUACAUCCGUCAGCACAAGGACGUGAGUAUCCUGUACGCCGACAUUGUGGGCUUCACCAAGCUCGCCAGCACGUGCUCGCCGGAGGAGCUGGUCGCCGUGCUCAACAAGCUUUUCGGCAGAUUUGAUGACAUCGCCAAGAAGAACGACUGUCUCCGCAUCAAGAUCCUGGGAGACUGCUACUACUGCGUGUCGGGUCUGCCCGACCCCAUUCCGACCCACGCCAAGAACUGCGUGAAGAUGGGGCUGGACAUGUGCAGGGCCAUCGGCAAACUGAGAGAAGCUACAGGCGUGGACAUCAACAUGCGUGUGGGCAUUCACACCGGCAACGUGCUCUGUGGCGUGAUUGGUCAGCAGAAGUGGCAGUAUGACGUGUGGUCACAUGAUGUGACUCUGGCCAAUCAGAUGGAGUCCAAUGGUGUUCCAGGGCGAGUUCACAUCACAGAGGACACGCUGCAGCACCUGGAUGGAACUUAUGAAGUGGAGGACGCAGAGAGUCAGGAUUCACUUCUGAACGGAAGGAAAACAUAUCUGGUGAUCGACCCCAACAAGCCGUGCAGCGAUCCUUGCAAGCCUAGCAUGGGCAGCAACCUGGCAACAUUUGAAAACAGGCAGCGUGCGUCCAUGCGCAUGUCUCAGUACCUCCAGUCCUGGCAGAACAUCCACCCCUUUGAAGUCCUGAGCAACCCUGGAGUCAAGCCCCACAAGAAGAGAAGGAUGCCCGGCCUAAGACCACUUAAGCCGUCUCCUAGCGGAGAGUGCUGGGAGGACAACAGCAGCGGUGUUGCCGCCAUUCCCAGUGCGAGAGGAUCUCUAGACACUCUGGAAACUCUACAGAAGAAAACAAAGAAACUCAACUGUAUAACUUUGCUGUUUAACAACCUGACCUUGGAGAAACAGUUCCGCCUGUCAGAAGUGGGGGGUCUGUACCACUCUGUGAGCUGCCUUUCUGCCAUCUUUGUGACACUCUUCACUGUCCAGAUGCUCGUCUCUGAAAAGAAUACUGAGAUGGCCAUCACCUAUGGAGUCACCUUUCCAGUGAUGGCAUUAUUUCUGCUCGUCGCUUUCUCCGGAUACUUUGAGAAAAGACGGUCCGCGAUGCCGCAGAUCCCGCGGAACGGUCAGUGGAUAUUGGGACUGUCGCGCAGCCUCUCCACCAAGGCGGCGCUGCGACUCUUCCUGAUCAUCUUCUGUGUGCUCAUCACUUUGCUGAUGGCCUUCCUAAACUCCAUAUUCCUGGACCUUCGCACUUGCAACUCGACCACCAACAGCACAUACACGGAGAACCUCCAGCUCUACACGCUGCCUUAUUACCUGUACUGCUGCCUGAUGGCCAUGCUGGGGGCCAUUGUCUUCAUCCAGACCUGCUUCUCUGUGAAGGCGCUGCUCCUCACCCUGGCGGUGGUGGUGUACUUGACGCUCUUCCUGCACGUCUACACCCCGGGUUCACAGUGCAUCGUUAGCCUGGUUUACAACCACACGGCGCCGGGCGUGUUGAAGGACCCUCAGAUCAUGUCUGGAGUCUGGUUGGUGGUCUUCUACGUGGUGUGUCUGAUCCUGGCCCGACAGGAUGAGCUGAGCAGCCGCGUGGACUUCCUGCUGGAGCAAUGCUUCAAGAUCGAGAGGGAGGAGAUGGAGACCAUGGAGAACGCUAACAAGGUGCUCCUCCAGAACGUCAUGCCCCAGGAUGUCGCCACCUUCUUCAUGGGGAAGACUGUGCAAAGUCAGGACUUGUACAGUAAGUCGUACAACUGCGUGUGUGUGAUGUUCGCCUCCAUGCCCAACUUCAAGGACUUUUACAACGAGAGCAGCGCCAACAAUGAGGGGCUGGAGUGUCUGCGUUUCCUCAACGAGAUCAUCUCAGACUUUGACGAGCUUCUCCUGAAGCCCAAAUUCUCUUCUGUGGAGAAGAUAAAGACAAUCGGGAGCACGUACAUGGCGGCUGCAGGGCUCACGCACUCUGAUGCUGGAGAAGACAAGAAGGGCCAAGACAUGUCGCACAGCCACGUUCGCUCCAUGGUGGAGUUCUCCAUCGCUAUGAUGGGAAAACUGGAAAACAUCAACACACAUUCGUUUAACGACUUCAAGCUCAGGAUCGGAAUUAACCACGGCCCGGUGAUUGCAGGAGUUAUCGGAGCCCUUAAACCCCAGUAUGACAUCUGGGGAAACAGUGUGAACGUUGCCAGCAGGAUGGAAAGCACGGGCAUGCUGGACAAGAUUCAGGUGACCGAGGAGACGCGCGAGGUGGUGGAGAACAUCGGCUACAGCGUCACCUUAAGAGGGCUGGUCAAAGUGAAGGGCAAAGGGGAGCUCACCACAUACUUCGUGAAUACGGAUCACUCGUCUCCCCAGUUCUGAUCCAGACUUCAUGACCCGGAUGCACCUGAGCCUGCAGGAAACCUCUGCUAGAUGUGCAGCAUGCAUGAACGUCACUUCCUGUUUCUGGACGAGACACUACAGACAAACUGUUCACUGAUGACAGAAGGAUGUAAAGCAUUUAUGCUCAUGCCCUUGAACUUUAUACUAGACUUUCAUCGACGAUAAAAUGUGGUACUUUGGUUAAACAUCAUCCUUUGUAAUACAGGACUGUUUUUAAAAAAACGGCUUUAUGAAGAAUCUAUUUUUUUCUCUCCUUAGGUUUUGACUCCUUUAUCUGUUGACUUUUACAGUUCCAAACUGCACUUGUUUUCCUCGCAGGUGGAAAAACACAGAAACCCUUCAGGUUUGCUUAGCAAAAAAUGUUGAGCUUUUCAUCCAUGUUUUGACUUUUGGCUCCGAACGGCUGCAGGGGGCGUUGGGGAGAGGGGCGGGACAUGCCGGAGAUUUGUUUGGCGAAGAGAGACCUUUGCUGCAUGCUGGGACCUCUACAGUCAAAGCAUCCCAUCAUACCAACCCCAGAACUGUGUGAUUGUGUGUCUAUUUGUCUGAAUGUGUGAGUUUAGACAAAUAAAGAAGAUUUGAGAGGACUGUGUGUGUGUGCCUGCAUGUAUGUAACCCUUUGAUAUAAUUUCAUAAUUCAAAAGAAAUAUUUCUUUUGAGCUUCUAUGGUCUCUUAUGUAACUUUCUGUUGAUGUGAAACAGAAAUUUCCUUCUAUCAUGGAGUUUUACUGACUUUGACAAUCCUCUGACAUAUUUAUGCCUAACUUUGCACAUUUUCAUUUGUGGUUCUGAAGGGAGUUGUGUUUGUGCAAUUGUGGAUUUUAAUUGUUAAUGGAGAGUUCAAAUAUUUUUCUAUUGUAUUUAUAUAUAUAAAAAAAAUAAACUAAAAAGCACA